GUAGGUUGGAAAAGUCAUUUCCCAAUUUCAGUAUUCACAGUCACGGGUUUACAUAUUCGUGAUCCAAAGAAUGACCUUGUUUGAAAGAUGGAAGCUGAGGUGAAGUCUGACAGUCCAAAGGGUCCAGACCCUGUUGGACCCACAGAAACCAUACAGGAGGAGUUGCCAUUCCUCCGUGAACAUGAACCCCUUGUGGAGUUGCUGUCACAGAUUCCUCGGAAGGCCCAGAAGGGGAUGCUCAUCCAGUGUGACCUUGUUCUCACCUGUAUCGAUGCCAACGAGGACUUUAUAGCACUUGGUUCUAACGUUGGCCUUGUUUUUGUGUUUGACCAGAAAAAACGUACUGUAGAACACAAACUCAGGACAGAGUCCAACAAUGACACAAUAAGUGUAGUACAGCUGCAUAAGGGGUUGGACAACCAUGUUGCCAUUGGAACAAAUGGUGGUAUUGUUUACAUUUUCCAGUUGCCAUCUUCAUUACCAGGACAGAAUAAACAGCUUCAGCAGUUUGUGGUCCAGAAUCUGCACCACAGCAGUGUGACCAGUCUUGCCUGGAGCUUAAAUGGGAUGAAGCUGUUUAGUGGUGACAGGAAAGGCCUCGUAGUCUGUACAGAUGUAGACUUUUACGAGAAACAGUGUGGUUCAAGCAUAUCACUAGAGGAGAAACAGUCCGAGAUUGUUCAGCUCCAUCACGCUCACAAGUCAUUGCUGGUUUCCACGCUUCACCGUUCCUUCGUCUACAGGCCCCAUUUUCCUGACAGCAAACUGACACAAGUUGGCAAAAAGGACAGGAAAAUAUUGGGUAAUUAUGGGGCCUGUUUCAUCCCAGGCCUGUGUAAUCCUGAACAUGCACAGCUGUAUGCUGCCCGUCCAGGUCUACGUGUUUGGAAAGCGGGAAUCGAUGGCAUUGUCCUGAACACUAACUUGUUUAAAGACUUGUUGUCCCAGCCCCAUCGUGACGUUCCAAUAAUUCCAUAUGAAGGCCAGACACGAAAUCAGCUGAAAUCAUCUGACCAACAGUUCGGGACACUUCUCCUGUACCGGGACAAGUACUUGGUGACCUGGUCUAGCAGCCAUCUGUACCUGCUGAACCCGGACAACAACACCGUUGUGGCCAGCCAGGCACGACUCGGCGUCCUUGUAGGAGUCGCAGCCACAGAGGACGAUCUUUUUAUCUUACGUAGAAAUACAAGCAGAAAUGUAGUGAGACUGGGUUUGAAGCCUCUAGCUAAACAAGAGAGUGUGUACGAACGAGUUGUCAGGGAGAGACAGCUGGCAGCUGAUGCUGUUAAGAAUAAAUACCUUCAGCAAGGCAGUACAACUAACACUAGAGAACUAGAUGUCAGGCCCAGGUCGGACAAACCGUCCAAGUCUCCACUCAAGUUCCUUCAAGAGAAUGUCCUGGACAAGUUUAAGGUGUUGGACAAAGUAGCAGGAAAAGGGGGAGAUAAUUCUGUGUCUCAUCUCGUCUCCUCUAUGGACCGAUUUGGACAUAACGAUGAGGUGGAUGGAGGUCACUCACAAGAAAUUGAUAGAUCACAAAUAGCUGGUUACAAAAUGUCAUGUGACAGUGAUAGCCCGAGUCCCAGUAAAACAUUACCACCCGUUGUUCAGUUAGAUUCUCAAGACCUUCUCACAGUUGAAAUAUUUUCAGGUAUACCUCCAAAAACAGAAAUUUUCUCCAGUGCAAAAACUUAUACUUACAAAUCUAGUCCUUAUAAGGGGAGGUUUAAUCCAUUCUCAAGCGAUUCUGUGUCAGACACUGAAGCAGAAGAGAUCUGUACGGAUCAAAUUGGCACAAUGAGAGAGACAACAAUUCUGAAGUGUGAGGAGAAGGGAGAUAAUCAGGAUGUUGUGUCACAGAACAGUGAGAAUAGCAUUCUACCUGAGGAGUCCUCGAGGCCCCCACCGAAAUUCAUGAUUGAAAAACUUGACAAAGUCCUGAAAAAUGAGACACCCUCUGAUGAUAUUGUUUUCGCUCAUAGACAAAAGAUUAAAGGAAGGAAAAAGAGAAAACCUGCUAAAGAAAAAGAUGAUGAAGCGGAAUCUCAGACAAAUGAAGUUGAAGUCACACCUGUGAACACUGACGUCCAGUCUGAGGUCAAACAGGGGGGCGAAUCGCCCAGGUCCGUCAGUCCAGAUAGUAAGUCUGAGGAGCCUGUUGGUGAACCACUCAACAUGGACGAACCAGAGGAUGCAGACAAAUUCAGAGAAAUAUCUAGAGAGCUGGAGUCAUUUGAGAGAACUUUGACAGAUCUUCCUGGUCAUUUAAUUCAGACACAGAAUACAACCAUGACUGAGGAGAAUGUGCAGGAGGAAGGACAUGAAGAUAUUGUGAACGGAAACACUACUGCUGGCAGACAAGAAACUGAUGGCAAUUCUUCAGGAGUUAGAAGUGAGGGGACCCAACCAAGUGUUAUACCAGCAGUGGUAGAUACUAGUGAUCACACUGUAACAGGUAUCCUGGAUGAUGGCCAUGGAUCAGCAAGUGUGGUACCAGGUAUGUCAGCAGUACAUAUUGUUCAGAGUGCCAAUACUUAUACUGAACAGCCAAAGGAGAAGUGUAAGACUACCAAAUGUGUUAAUAACAAGGAGGUAAACUUGUCACAUUCUUCUAGUGAAAUUGUGGCACCGGUUACAAUACCAGACACUUCUGGUGAAAACCUGACUCCCAGUUCUUUGCUAGACUCCUCUGGUACAACUGUGCAACCAAGUACUAUUCCAGAUUCCAGUGAAGUGCCCAUCAAUAAGAGUACCUUGGCCCUGAUAGAGUCAGAGGAGGAGGAUAGCAUUUAUUCACCAAAGAAGAAUGACGCCUCUCAGGAACGUGUUAAGGAUAAGAUGGAUGAUCUGGUAAAUGAUACAAGACAAUAUUUUUCCUAUAAGACUCCAGAUGCAUCAAUUGAAGAUAUUUAUGGGAAAACAGGAGGACUGACUCCUUCUCCAUCAGAGUCACAGAAGGGCGUAACAUCUUUAGCGGUGAAAGGUGUCAAGCGAGCAGUAAAGCAAGCAGUAGAGACGGCUGAUGCUUGUGAAACUUUAUCAAAAUCUCUGAUCAAUAAUUGGACAGAGGCAACAACGGGAGGAAACCUGUGGAGUCUGGCUAUCAGUAACAGUCACGUGUGGGUGGUGGACAAGAGUUGUAACGUGUACUACUCCAGUCUACAGGUGGACCACCCCAAGUGGCAGAAGAUCAAAGACUAUGGCAAUCAGAUCGCGGUUUCAAGGUCUGGGUAUAUCAUGUGGCGCCUCUACAAGAACACUGUAUAUGCGGGAACUAAAAUUACCCCCCGACAUCCAGAGGGCAUGAAGUGGGUGGAGGCUGUCCGCAAUGUACAGUUUGUGGCUGUAGACAACAAUUGUGCUUGGUAUAUAAAGAUUACUGGGGAGGUGAUGAUACAGAGUGGACUGUCCAAGGAUCGGCCAUGUUUCAAAUCAAGCAUUGUCCCAGGAGAUGAACUGCUCAGGUUCAGACAGGUGGUUUGUCAGGACAGCAUUGUGUGGGCGGUGACCGAUGAAUGCAAGCUGAUGUACCGACUUGGGGUCAGUGAUCAGUGUCCGGAGGGCAAGACCUGGCAGUUCAAUGACCAUGUUGGGGAGGAUGUCUUGUUCUCCUAUGUGGCCCUUGGAGAUAAUGGUGUAGGGUGGGGAAUUGACCUCCUGGGCAGGAUCUUGUUCAUCGCAGGAGUAUCCAAGGAUACACCCAUGGGCCAGGAGUGUUGGUGGCAGGUACCUGUUAGUGGAAUACUUACCGAGGAUUUAACAGCUUUGGACUCAUUACGGUCACUUGCAAAAAAGUUUGACCCCCAGAAACUGGCCCAUCUUCUAAGCACACAGCGUGGAGGUCUAAUUACUGCUGGGAUGGGAGGGGUCUGGGUGUGUUCUGAGUUUAAGAACACCCUACAGAUCUGUAGAGGCAAUAUGGAAGGUCACAGCUGGCGGGGGGUGAACAUGGCAGGGUUUACAUCAUCCAUCGCCUGGAAGAUCCUGUCAGCCUCUGUAUCCAGCUACAAACAUGGCCUUGUAUGGUGUGUGCAGCCAAACGGUGAUGUUUUCACACUGUCAACCUCCACUGGUCACACGAAAAAUGUGGAGAGCCCGUCCCCCCGCCACAGACUUGUGGGGCUCAGUGCAUGCCCUGAGGCCGUGUGGGGGCUCACCGAGAAUGGCUUUGUCUUCAUACGGGAUGGAGUCCGACCAGAUCAUCCUCAGGGUACAGAGUGGGUGAAGCUGGACUUGCUUCAGUUAGGUGAUGUCCAUCUUGUGAGUGUGUCAUGUGGACAUACCAAUGUCUGGGCUUUAGACAGCGAUGGAGUAGUGUACCAGAGGAUCGGAGUUAAGGCACCCUCCACUCACUCCCUCAUACAGGCAUGGCUCCCUGUCGAUUCUGGGACCAGCAGCGGCACCACCUUUUCCCAGAUCAGUAGUGGGCCAAAGGACUGGAUGGUGUGGGCCAUUGAUAACCGUCGUCAGGUUUACACAAGGACUGGUAUCACAGACAGAAUGCCUAUUGGUACCAGCUGGGUUCAUGUGCCAGGAACAUUAGCCCAGCAGAUUACCAUCAGUGAGAGAAAUGUUUGGGCGUUGAACCCUGUCGGGGAAAUCCUGUGUCGGUAUGGCGUCUCACCUGAGAACCCUACUGGGGACUACUGGAGGAAAGUUACUGGCACCUUCAUACACAUAUCCACGUCAGCAUCAGAUGACAUAUGGGCCAUCAAUCAGGAUGGACAUAUCUACAGACGAAGGACGAAAUUUCUACUGCGUAAACAAACAGGCGGUGAUCCACUACUGGAAAAAAACAACAAGCGUGGCAUCAGUAGCUCCAGUGAUGAUGGUUGGGAACUUGUCUGAGUCAACAAAUUGCUACAGUGAUGAUGGUUGGGAACUUGUCUGAGUCAAUUUAUUGCUCCAGUGAUGAUGGUUGGGAACUCGUCUGAGUCAAUUUAUUGCUCCAGUGAUGAUGGUUUGGAACUCGUCUGAGUCAACAUAUUCCUACAGUAAUAAUGGUUGGGAACUCGUCUGAUUCAAUUUCUUGCUCCAGUGAUGAUGGUUUGGAACUCGGCUGAGUCAAUUUAUUGCUCCAGUGAUUUGGGACUUAUCAGUCAUUAUAUUGCUCCAUCGAUCAUGUUCGGUAACUCGUCUGAGUUGAUUUACUCCAGUGAUGAUGGUUUGGAACUGGCCUGACUUAAUUUAUUGCUGCAGUGAUUUGGGAACUUACCUGAGUCAUUAUAUUGCUCUUUUGAUGAUGGUUGUUAACUUGUGAGAGUCAAUACAUUACUCCAGUGGUAAUGGUUGGGAACUCGUCCUGGUCAAUACUAUUACUCCAGUGAUGAUGGUUGGGUGGUUGGGAACUUGUGUAAAUACUAUUAAUCUAGUGGUGAUGGUUGAGAAUUCAUCAGAGUCUAAACUAUUAUGGUAUUCUCCAGUGACUAUGGUUGGAAACUCACACAGGUCAAUAUUAUUACUACAGUGACACUUGCAUGGAUCUCAUUUGAUACACCACUUAUAUUACAGUUACAACAAUUGGGUACUCAUCCGAGUCAUUAUCUCUAGUUAAAAUGCUUAAAAAGGAACUUGUUUAAAUCUGCUAAUGUUACCAUAUCGUCUGAGUCAAUACCAUUUUCUACAGUGACAAUGGUUGAAAACUCAUCAUAGAAAUUUUCUCUAAUGUGUUAAACGAGUCAAAAUGUAUAUCACAUCAAUUUAUGAGUACAACACUUAUGUAUGACUGAAGGAAUUACACACAUUGACUAUGGAUUCCUGGUUAUAUCCUGGCCACUGUUAGCAUUCCUUACCUUUCUCCAACUCAUCCAAUCUAGUGCCAGAAUUCCCAUCCCAGUCCUGUAUUAUAGUGAGUGACAUGAAGUUCAUUCCAAAAUCUGUACCAGUUCCAAUCUUAUUUGAGUUCUUACCAGCUAGUGACAGAAUUCCCAUCUCAGUCCUGUCUGAGUUGUGAUAGAGUUCCCAUCCAAGUCCUGUAAGAAGUGACAGAGUUCCCAUCCAAGUCCUGUAGGUAGUG
Mizuhopecten yessoensis (Yesso scallop) is the source of this 6019-nucleotide messenger RNA. Its product is annotated as tectonin beta-propeller repeat-containing protein 2-like. Gene Ontology annotation, molecular function: protein binding. NCBI's taxonomy places the organism in Eukaryota, Metazoa, Mollusca, Bivalvia, Pectinida, Pectinidae. The record is from RefSeq and is a predicted model, not a curated record. Bases 88 to 4851 code for a protein of 1587 amino acids. The transcript is spliced from 17 exons.